GUUCAGUUUUAGACUAAGUGACUCAAUCUUUGCCAUUUGAGUUAUCAUUAUAAUAUAAUAUUUGUUUGAAAAUCUUUAUAGAUAGAUCUUUUCUCCAAAUCUCAAAAGGGAAAAAGCUUCAGCACAUCCAUCAAACUGCUUUUGCUGAAAAUAGCAAUUGAUAUAAACACACAAAACAAGCACUUAUUCCUCCAGUCUCCCUUUUCUCUGUUAUCCCUAUCUGCUUUAUUUCUUGGAGCAAUUCUUUUCCAAUUUGUUGAGAAAUUUUUUCCCUUUUCCCAUCUUUCUGAACACACAAGUGGGAGGGUGGGUCUCUCUUUCUUCUGCACUCCUCACUCUCUCUGCUGGGACUUGCUUAAUCUCUUCUUUUUGUGUCACUUUCCUCAAACUUUCUUAUAGUUUUAUCUAAAGCUAAAGCCAUUUGGCUGCAAAGCUCUUGCCUUUGGUCUCUUUAUCACACACUCUUAUCUUUCUCUUUAUUCUUCCGAAUCUUGGGCCUCUUUUUUUUUUCCCAUCCACAAAAUAAAUAUGAGAAUCCGAGGGGAAGAAAUUGACCAGACCCAAACCAUGUUGUCGUCCAGUAGUGUCAGGUUCAGUGAGCACCGCCGGCAAGUCACGGUGGCGAGGCCGCCCCAGUCCGGCGGGAGAUGCAGAGGAGCCCUGCCCAGAGUUGUGCGGAUUUCGGUUACUGAUGGGGAUGCCACCGAUUCCUCUGACGAUGAGACGGAGGCCGGUUUUGGGAAGCGGCGGGUGAAGCGGUAUGUGACGGAGAUCAUGGUCGGAAGGGACGACGGCAAUGCGAGUGGGGGUUUGAGGAGUAAUGCAUCGCCGGAGGGAGCAAAGCGGCGGAAGAGGAGCGCCGUUCCAGCCUCAGCCGCAGCCGCGGCGAACGGUCAGAGCGGGAAUGUUGAAAAUGGGCGGAAAUAUCGGGGAGUUCGGCAACGGCCGUGGGGGAAAUGGGCGGCCGAGAUCAGAGAUCCGAUGAGACGUGUCCGUCUCUGGUUGGGCACCUACGACACUGCCGAAGAAGCCGCGAUGGUUUAUGACCACGCGGCCAUCAAGUUGCGUGGACCGGACGCGCUUACGAACUUCUCGGACUCUGUUUCACCUCCUGGUCCGGUCAAGCCGGACCCCGACUCCGGCUACAAUUCCGGCAUGGAAUCGCACAACCGCCGCUCGCCCAAGUCCGUCCUGGGAUUUACCUCAGCUUCCAACGAUGAGGAAGCCGAAGCCGAAACCGGCUCCGUGAAAGUUAAUCAAGACAGCAGCUGCAGCACCGCCGCGCCGGAGAGUCCUCCACCCUGUUUUUCGCCGUUUGAGACCCUGUUUCCGGCGGACGUGUUCGAUUUCUACGACCCGUUACCCGUACCCGGAUUGUUCGACGAAAUGGGGUUCUGUAACAGUGUUAUCCACGAAGCCUACAAUGACACACUCAUCGGGUCAAGCCAGCAAUUCGGGUUAGAGUCCUACGCCUGGACGGCUGACAGUUACUAUCAAGAUUUUGGGGAUAUAUUCGGGUCGGACCCUCUGGUGGCUCUUUGAAUUAAAAGUCCAUUAGAUAUUUUGAUUACUUCAUAGUACUGUGUAAUGUCUAUGCCUUUGUUUUUUUGGUGCUGGGUUCAGUUUUGUUUAUGUUGAAGAUUUUGUUAAGCUUAAGAAAGUACUGUGUAGAAAUAUGAACAAACGCCGUUACUUAAGUGGUCACGGAUGAGGAUUUAUUAGUUUAUUAAUCGGAAGUUCUUUUCUGGGUUUAUAUCAC
Molecule: messenger RNA, 1759 nt
Organism: Cuscuta epithymum
Lineage: Eukaryota; Viridiplantae; Streptophyta; Magnoliopsida; Solanales; Convolvulaceae
Source: the annotation of a GenBank genome assembly